CAGAAAUCAUUCAUGUUUCUAGCGCUUUGUUCAUCCUCAAGGUUGUGAGCCGACAUUUCGGUUUCUAUUGUUAUUGGUAUUUUGUUUUAUAUAAAGGCUCUGAACGUUAACAUUUUAUUUCUGUCUAAAUUUCGUCCCUUAAUCUAAUUUCCAGGAUUUGUUUGGGGUGAAUACCAGGCUUUCGUCAAACAUUAAACACUAGAUUCACAUCAAAAAAUGGCAUCGGGUAUUGCUAGGUCAAAGCUGAUGAAUUUCGCUUUCAGGUGCCAAUGGAACCCUGUGUCACUCAUAUAUCGUUCUGAGUGUUCCUCCGCAAAAUUUAGUCUUUCUGAUUACAAGUCUUUUAAGUUAGAUUCCACGCCAGCAAAUGAAACUGAAUGCAGUCGUGAUGAUGCACUUAGAUACCUCGAAAGUCUUCACCGUAUUCGUAGAAUGGAAACGGCACUAGGUAACAUGUAUAAAGAAAAGCUCAUUCGCGGUUUCUGUCAUCUAUACUCGGGUCAGGAAGCAGUUGCAGUUGGUAUUGAGGCUGCUUUACAGCCAGGCGAUACAAUUAUCACUGCUUAUCGCUGCCACGGCUUUACAAUGACUCGCGGUGUUCCUGUCCACAAUAUAGUUGCAGAACUCGCAGGAAGGAGGACUGGAUGCACAAAAGGGUUAGGGGGCAGUAUGCAUCUUUACGCAAAAGAUUUCUAUGGUGGUAAUGGCAUCGUUGGAGCUCAGGUUCCUUUAGGUGUCGGAAUAGCAUUACGUAUGAAACAUCGUGGGGAAAAGUUUGUCUCUGUAACUCUUUAUGGAGAUGGUGCGGCUAACCAGGGACAGGUGUUUGAAGCCUUUAAUAUAGCGAAGUUAUGGAAUCUUCCUGUGAUUUUUAUUUGUGAAAACAAUAAAUAUGGUAUGGGUACAUCUGUGCAGCGUUCAUCAGCAAAUACUAAUUACUAUACUCGUGGAGAUUACAUUCCUGGAUUGUGGGUUGAUGGUAUGGAUAUACUUACUGUUAGAGAAGCCACACGUUUCGCUGCUGAUUGGUGUCGUUCUGACAAAGGACCAAUACUGUUAGAAACAGAGACUUAUCGUUACCAUGGUCAUAGUAUGAGCGACCCAGGCACUAGUUAUCGUACACGUGAAGAAGUUCAGUCGAUGAGGCGUGGACGAGAUCCUAUCGCUUUAUUUCAGAAGAGCAUUGUGGACAAUGGGCUAUGUACACAGGAUGAAGUUAAGGAGAUCGAAAAAAGGGUUCGAACUGAAGUAGAUAAAGAAGUAGAAAGGGCGAUGAGCGACUCAGAACCACCACUAGAGAUGAUGUUUGGAAAUAUUUACCAUGGGAUACCUCCAAACUACAAGAUUCGAGGUUGUGAUUUGAAAACUUGGGGUUCACUAUUUGUCACUAAGUAGCGAGAUAGCUUUACGUGUUCUGAAGUUUGAAAAAGCUGGUCAGCAUAUAUUAUCUAAUUUAUUAGUCAGGCUUUUAGUAUUUUCUAAGGUACGAAGAAUCACAAAUAUUUAAUCCCUUCAUGAUACAGCCUGUAUACGUAUGAAUAAUUUUGUAAUUUAUAUCGUCUGAAAUAAAAUCUUAUACUAUAGUAAUGAUUUUUUUUUUUUUUGUGAUUGUUAUUAAAUUAUUGCAGUGUAUAUAAUCCCGAAAUUUAGCAAAUCUAUGAAAGGUAUAAACUUACAUAACUUCCUCUUACAAUAAUACUAUGUGGUAAAAUAUAGUUACGUUGGGUUUUUGAUUUAGGAUCCGGUGCAUAUUACUUUUUUAACAACAUCUACAUACAUGCUGUACACAGAGUGAUGGUUAAAUUGUGUUUUUUUAUUACUUAUUUAAGCCUAACCCCCCCCCACCGACGAGAAAUCUGUAGUCAAAUUUGUCACGGGCUCUGCUUUCCAGUCUCCAAUAAGUGGUAUUCAUGGUCCUGACGUCUGCUUUCGAUUCCCUGCGUCACGUGUUCUUCAGUUUGUCUCUUCCUUUGCUCAUGAGCAUCCCAAGUUAGGUCUCGCUUUGUGAUCCAGUUUGGGAGUUUCCGAUAAGUUCAACAUAUCCACCCACAAAGUUUUUCCUAAUUUCGAUCUCAAAUGAUAAAUUCUCUGUUCACUGCCACAGUACGUCAUGGCUAUUGGACUCUGGAUACUAGAUCUGAAUUUUGUUGCGUAUAUAGAUGUCCAUAAAUACCUGUACAUUUUUGAUGGUUAUGGUGGCCCUCUGAGUCUCAGCUCCAUACGACAGAAUUGUUUCAACAUUUGUGUUAAAAAUUCUAACCUGUAUUGUGUGACAAAUUUUUCGAGUCGCAGAUAAUAUUUUUUUUCAGGAGUGCUGUCUCUGCUUUGCCAAUUCGUGCCUUAGCGUCUCAGAUCCACCUUUCUUAUCGAUGUUUCUAUCCAGGUAUAAGAAGCAUUUUACCUCUUCGAGAGCUGCACAUUUAAUUGUAAUUUCGUUGGCACUCAAUGUAUUGCACUUCAGGAUCUUGAUUUUCCGCUUGUGACUGUUGAGGUUUAUUCCUAUGAAAGCUGCUGCUGCACUGCCUGUCUUGACCUGAACUUGCUGUUGUGUCUGCGAUAACAGGGUUAAUUCAUCUGCAAAGUGUGUCCAUUGUAUUUCUUGAGAUAUAGGAGAGUUCAUAACCCAGUCAACAGCUGGCAUAAGGAGAAAAUACGAGAGCGAACAGCCUUAUGUCACACUAGUUUUCACGUGAGAUGUAUCUUAGACCUGCUCUCCAUGCACUGCCUUGCAACUCAGUCCUUCGUAGAAAUUCUGCACGAUCAUAACAGUCUUCUCACAUACUUCAUAGUGUUGAGGAGAUGCCACAAGGCUUUUUUAUCCACACUGUCAAAUGCUUUCUCAUAAUCAGGGAAGUCAAUGGAUAGAGGUGAGUUUCAGUUAAUGGUUCAACAGUGAUCGGUAGCGUUGCACUUUGGCCUUCACAUGAUCGAUCACUACGAAACUAGUGUCUUAUUUCGAAAUCGGGCGUCUACUGAGUCUUUCAUUUGGUUGAGCAAUACUGUUGGAGCCUUUCUACGGUUUUAACAGAGGCAAUCUAUCUGUAGUUCUCGUACCGACUAUGAUCCCUUUUCCUCGACAUCUUUUUGAGAAGUCCUUGUUUCCAAUCUGUGUGUACUCGUUCUUCCUCCCAAAUCUUUUUUGCAGACAACGUGAAACACUCUUAGAGUUACUACUAUGCCUGAAUUUAGUGCUGUGACUGGCAUGCUGUCUGGUCCUGUAGAUUUACCAUCUCUGAUUUACCUAGUGGUCCUGGUGUACUAUUCUGUUGCUGGUGCGUUCAAAUAUACAAGGAGGUCUGUAUGUUGCUUUAAUGUUUGGUAGAUUCAUAAUCUCUGGUAUAUUGAAGAGCUCUUCAAAGUGUUCGAACCACCUGUCCGUCUGCUCUUGAACCUCGGUGAUUGAUUUACCCCGUCUCUUCCCGACCGUCUACUGUGGUUUACAAUAUUUGUCUGCAAGCGUCUUGUCUGUGUCCUAUAGUUUUUUCAUACUUUCUUCCUGUGCGGUUUGUUAUGCUGUAGUUGCCAGGUCUUCCACAUAUUUUUGAUUGUCGACCCUGAUGAUCUCCACUCGUUUGUUUGCUUCUGUAUAUUCGACUUUUGUCUUGGCUUUCUUUAGUUUUGUUCGGUUGUUUUCGACUACUAUCUUCUUGUGUUUCCUAUUUUGAAUCUUUGCCCGGGUAUCGAUAUAAACCCACUCUUUGAGAUGGUGCUUCGUGGGACCUAUCACCUGGCAUGUUCAAGUUAUCGCUCUUUUAUUCUCUUCCCAAUUGUUUUUCAUAGUGAUUUCCUCUUAUUGUAAUAAAUCUUGUAAGGCUUGGAACUUGUUUGUGAGAGCUUUCUAUAACCUGUUGUCGAAGGAGAAGUGGUCUCGUGGCUUUCAAAAACUUGACUAUUACCAUGAGGCAUCACAUCUCCCCCAUGUGACGAUCGUUCAACUGCCAGAGAAAUUUUGUUUGCUCUGAUCAGCGAUUUUGUAGCUGGGUUGUUGUUUGAGAGGUAAGGUUGCCAAAUUUACAUUCAAAUUUGCACUACACGUGUUUAAAACUGGCAUUUGCUCCAAAGGAGCUAUAGCCAGUGUUUAUGUUUUUAACAUCUGAGUUAAUUUGGCGCCUUCUGUUGCCAUAACGGUUCGACUUUCCAGGAAAUUAGAGACGAUCCUAGAAAUUUAGUGUUUCAGUAUAUUAUAUGAGAUGUAAUAGCUAAAGGAAAAUGCAUAGCCAUGGAAUUUCAUAAGUUUGAAAACGUCACUAAAUGAUAUUCAGCUGUCAUUAAACUCGAAGAGUCUUGACUCAACGCUUUCGGAAAUUAGAUUCACCUCAGUUUUCCAUUUUUAUACUAAAAUUAUGGUGAUACAUGCAUGUUAGUCAAACCGGAGUCUGAAAUGUUGAGGUAGCUAUACAGUUUAUCAUGUACAUUCAGUGGUUUCAUAUUACAUUCCCAUGUUAUCGUUUAACCAUCGUAAUGAUAUUUUCACUAUGGUAUUCCAAUUGGAAAUUUCCAGGGCAGGUUAUUGAAAAUGAUUGUGUUUAAAAUAAGAAGGUUUGGUUCAGCGAAGAGUUCGCUUUACUGUGAACUCAUUUUCAAAGCUUUACAAUCGUAAAUAUAUACUUAUUUUCUCAAAAUGAUAAUCUUUAAAAUAAUAGUGACAAUUAAACUUUGCUAAACAGUGCUAACAAUGAGGAAUUUGUGGUGUAAUAUUUGUAUACAUUCCCUACAUGAUACUAUUGACUUCACUGCUUACAUAAAAAAGUGAACGUAACUGACAAACUUGUCUGUUCUCUAUAUAUCUUAUCACUGUUCACUAAUGUUCCGCUCCUAGAGACCAUCAGGUUUAUCUGCAAAUACACAAAAGAUAAUGAGAUUAAGUCGAACUUCCGGAGUCUUAUUUAAAGGAAUUACUAUUGCAAUGCAUUUGUAAUGUACAGUUUACACUCAACUACGUAAUUCAUAAACUAAAGGAUGGCAUAGAAAUGAGAUCUCUUUUUCCAUUACUAACAGAUUAUUUCAUGGCCAAUUAAGAAAACAAUCAACUUAAAAUGACAACGUUCCCUUGUUUACAAGGUACGUGGGUGAUGUUUUUAUCAUUUUUGACGAUAAAUAUGAUAUGAAUCGUCUAAAGACAUUUAAAAACUGCUCCUAGGCAAUAGAUUUCACACAACAUCAGAAACAAACGGUGUCCACUUUCUAUAUUUUGAAAUGUCAAGAAAACAUGACGGAACUCUAAGAUGGUGCAUCUAAAGGAAAACCCUUCUGAAAUGGCCAGCUAUCAUGUCUUCACCUCUGGGUCCCCAAUAGCCGGAGGCGAAGCUUAAUUAUGUUCCUCGCUACACGAAUACAAAGAAUUUGUAGUCCAGAGGUCAUAGGUAACAAACUGAGCUUUUUUCUAAAAAUAUCGAGAACGGGUAUCCUUUAAUAUUUAUUGACAAGAAUACAAAACUCAAACCACCUAAAGCACAAGUAACCUCCGCAGGAAAUACGCUAUAUGAACAUAUUUUUGAAUGUGGUAUAGCUACAGACUUCCUGAAGAGGGGAAUUUCCAACUCUCAAUAUAACGUUCCUCGCAACAACUUUGUGAAUAGUGUACUCCAGCUGAUCAAUGCUCACCAAUAAUCGUAAGGAUAAAUGAUCUUAUUCUAUGUGUGUUUAUCAAUUUGCCGUUCGUGUUGAGCCAGGUAUAUAGGCCGUUCGAUGCGUAUUUUAUCCAGGAGAGUUCGAAAACACGACCCAUCUUGGCUGAAGAGAUGUAAAAGGCUUAAUAGGAAGUUUAAUAAUCCAACAACUCGUGGACACAGAUCAUUCAACCAAGGCGGAUUCUGCUUUUAAAAUCAUCCACAAGGUUAGUAAAAAGCUGCUAAUUCAGUUAUAUUCCAACUUCUUGGCAUUGCCAAUGGACUAGAUAUACUUCUGAAAGCAGAACUAUGCGUCCAAAGAAACUGGUACUGUAGUGAACGAGAACACAAAUGGAGGGCAAUCGAAUGUAUUUGAGCACAAAAUUACAAAAUCUCUUAGUAAAGUCUGAGAACCAUACAGUAAAUACUUAAUUUGUAAACUGUCGAUCAAUUGUCUCAAACUUAACUGUUCCUUUUGCAAAUAUCAGUUAAUCGUCUCAGACUUCACUCUUCUUUCAUUUCCACUGCAAUCACUUACUGUUCUCGUCCCCAUUUCUUCGAUCUUCUUAACCAUCUGCUGUCAGGUAAUUCACUUUCGAUUGAUGAUACAUACUGCUUCUAUCUGUUGACAUCAGUAGCACACACCACAGGACCAUGGUCCUAAUCUCUCUUAACUUUUUUUUCCCUUCAUAUUUUUCUUCUUUUACAGUAAUUUGCUCCCCUCUUAUUUUGUUUUCCAUAUAUCUUUUACCUCAAACUGAUUUGUAUUUAAUUCUAUAAUUCUCCUGAUAGUAAUUCUCAAUUUCAACGUUUUAUCUUAUCAUGCUGAGCCCUCCCUUUCCAAUAAAAAUUUCUUUAUCUGUCUUCAUUAUAAAUAUUUAAACCCUUGAAAAGAGGAUUAUUAUCAGUUUCCCUGAUAAAAAAGUUUUAUCUCUUUGUUUAUUCUACCUCAUUUUUACCAUGUUUAGAGGGAUUUACUUAACACUAUUAUUUUAAUUAUUAUCAUUUUGUAAAAAUAAGUAAAUAUUUAUGAUUGUACAGCUAUGAAAAUGAAUUCACAGUUGUUGUAACGGGUGUGGGACUGCAGGUUUUGAUAAGCAGCGUAUUUACCGAUCGCUUCUGUGACAGUGACACGUAACACGUAGUGGACGACCUAGUGCCCUGAUUGGCCCUACUUCGCUGUCUGCCUUAGCCAGUUGAGUCAAGAGCACAAGUCACAGCCUCUGAGUUAUGAAUCAUUAUAUUUCAAACAUACUUUGUUUAUAUACCAAUCAAGCAUAACACAUCGUACCAUAAAAAUAGAAAACAACAUUUUGUACAAUAUUCAACAAGUGAACAGAUAUCGACCAAUAGGAAAUGUCCAUUUAAAGUCCAAGGACACCAUUGGACUUAACAUCAUAAUUAUUGGUCUAUUCCUCCGCAUCCACAACAACAGUAAAGCGAACUCUUUGUUGAGCCAAUCUUUUUUACUUUAUAUCUAAAUUGGUAUAUUCCGUUUAUUAGUGUUUUGCCAAAUUUAUGUACUCUUUGAUACUGUUUUGCAGUCUUAUCUUCUUUUCUAACGGUUUAAAAUUUUCUGACUGCUCUCACACAUAGCUUUUUGAAACCGUGAAAAAUUGAUUAACAAAGAACUUACGAAAAACAGCUACCAUUCAGUCUUUCUUAAUUUACGUUAUUUUGUAUUUAUAAGAUAAGUAGAUCGCCGAGUUCAAUGUUAUAGAUUUGGAACUUUGAAUAACGAAUGAAACAAUCCCAUCCAAAUCUGUUUUCUGACAGAGAGAGUCUAAGGAGAUGAAUAAUGUUCAGACGUAGUGUUAUUCGUGAACAAGAAGUUUGUAUAUCACUAUCAGUUAAGCCAGAAAUCAUAGGAUUCAUUUCAUUAGUAACUGUGGCAACACAGUUUGUAAUAUCAACGCCUAAUAAGGAGACGAGGAUACUUAUGAAAAAAUCUCUACGUGAUUGGAUUAUAUGGUUUCAGUUUGAAAAUAUAGUAAAUAUAGAAUGCCUAAUAUACUCUGAAGAAACAGCUUACAUUAAGUUGAUAAGCGUCGGAGAUUUAAAUUUCCUACACGUUGGAAUUCUACAAAUAUA
Molecule: messenger RNA, 7700 nt
Organism: Schistosoma haematobium
Lineage: Eukaryota; Metazoa; Platyhelminthes; Trematoda; Strigeidida; Schistosomatidae
Exons: 7
Coding region: 217-1395 (392 amino acids)
Biological process (GO): pyruvate decarboxylation to acetyl-CoA
Cellular component (GO): intracellular membrane-bounded organelle
Molecular function (GO): pyruvate dehydrogenase (acetyl-transferring) activity
Source: RefSeq, a predicted model, not a curated record